GGACGUGACGUCAGCGGAAGUGCAAGGGGCGGUCGGGGAAGGUCGGUAAACACCGAGCCUAAGCAGUUGCGUCGUGCUUUUAAGAGUAGGAGGCAAAGAUGUCGGAACGAAAAGUUUUAAACAAAUACUACCCGCCCGACUUUGACCCGUCCAAGAUCCCCAAGCUCAAACUCCCCAAAGACCGGCAGUAUGUGGUACGGUUGAUGGCCCCCUUCAACAUGAGGUGUAAGACGUGUGGAGAAUACAUCUACAAGGGCAAGAAGUUCAACGCCCGCAAAGAGACGGUGCAGAAUGAAGCCUACCUGGGCCUGCCCAUCUUUCGCUUCUACAUCAAGUGCACGCGCUGCCUGGCGGAGAUCACCUUCAAGACAGACCCCGAAAACACUGACUACACCAUGGAGCACGGAGCCACACGGAACUUCCAGGCCGAGAAGCUCCUGGAGGAGGAGGAGAAAAGGGUGCAGAAGGAGCGGGAGGAUGAGGAGCUGAACAACCCCAUGAAGGUGCUGGAGAACCGAACCAAGGACUCCAAGCUGGAGAUGGAGGUUCUGGAGAACCUGCAGGAGCUCAAGGACCUGAACCAGCGGCAGGCCCACGUGGACUUCGAGGCCAUGCUGCGGCAGCACCGCCUGUCCGAGGAGGAGCGGCAGAAGCAGGAACAGGAGGAGGACGAGAGGGAGACGGCGGCCUUGGUGGAGGAAUCGAGGAAGCGAAGACUGCUAGAAGACUCUGACUCGGAGGAGGAGGAUGGUGCUCCUGCCCCGCCCCAGCCAGCCCUCUGGCCCAACCCCACCGCCAUCCUGGACGAGCAAUAUGCCUUCAUCGAGACUUCUCAAGCCUUCCCUGUAACUUUUACAGAAGGAUAUCUCUUUCUGCACCUCUGUUUCCUUGGUCGAGUUUAAUGACGGCGAGUACAAUGGGCAUAGACAGUUUGGGGACAAACACUCGUGACUCUUAGCACUCAGCCUGCCCUGGGAGCCCGUGAUGGUGUCUGACAGAAGGAUCAAAGGCGCAGUUGAGUCCGGGAGUCACUGCAGUGGCCCGGAUAAGAAAGCUUUGCCUGGAAUUGCUGGUCUCCCUCUGUCCCCCCACUGGACUGCACCUGUCAUGGUCGCCACUCACUGAGCCCCACGGCCAGGACACACGGAACACAGUAUGGCCACUGUGUCCUCCUCCUCCCCACCAUUCCCCGCUCCAGCUGAACCAGCCCCAUGGGUGAGCCAAGGUCAGCCCCACCUUCGAGCCUUUGCCUCGCUGUUCCCGCCGCCUGCAGCACCCUUCCUCACAUGUCCACUUGGUAACUCCUCCUCAUUCUGACAUAGGCCCAAAGCCCCCUCUCUAAGGAGACCUACCCUGACGCCCUCAUCGACAGUGGCCGCCCCUCCCUCCUGCUGUCACAGCCUGGCUUCUUUCUUUCACACCACUCAUCAAGACACAUGUUGUCCUGACCAUCUACUUGAUUGCCCACCCUCUGUGGUCCAUGAAGGCAGGACCCUCCCCGUCAUGUUCCCCCUGCAUCACCAGCUCCUAGCUCAGAUAGGGCCUCCUUAGUCUAGUGGUUUCCAGUUCCUCCAUUUCAACAUAAAACAGAUAAAAGGGGUCCCUUCUGGUGUGAUUGAAGAGCUGAGAGUGGGCCUGAGCACCUUUCUGCCUCCUCCUGGCUAGUCCCCAAAGUGGGUGCCUCCGUUUUCCCUCAGACAUGUUGAGGGAGCACCGACUGUGUCAGGAACUGUUUGCGGCACUGCAGACCCAGCAGUGAAUGAGACAGGAACCCACGGCAUAGUUGGGGGGCCAGUUAGUAAGGUGCUAGAGGGCUGUGGGCAUGGCCAUACAGCACUCACUUGAGCUUGAACUGUCGGGAAAGGUGUCCCAGGGGAGUGGAUACCUGAUUUGGGUAUUGAAGGAUGAGUAGGAGUUCACCAAGUGAACUAGAGGCAAAGGGGGUGUCCCAGGUGGAAAGAAUGGCAUGGUAAAGGCAUGAAACUGAGAAGCCACAGUGUGACUUAAGAAGUGUAAGUGCAGCAUGUAUGGGAUGCAAAGUGGACAGAGGCCUUGAGUACCAAGCUUGGGGCAAUGGGGAGCUGUAGAGUUUAGAGGAGGAAAGACUUGGUCAGCACAGGAGAGGGAGUGGAGGUUUCAAAGAUCCCUCUGGCAGCUGGUUCAGCAGGAGACUAGGAGCAAGGAGGCCAGAGAAGGGGUGGCAUCUGGGACAGACCACCUACUCGUGUCCCCCCAUCAU
Diceros bicornis minor is the source of this 2239-nucleotide messenger RNA. RefSeq names its product YJU2 splicing factor homolog (gene YJU2). NCBI's taxonomy places the organism in Eukaryota, Metazoa, Chordata, Mammalia, Perissodactyla, Rhinocerotidae. Bases 99 to 902 code for a protein of 267 amino acids. Gene Ontology annotation, biological process: mRNA splicing, via spliceosome. The record is from RefSeq and is a predicted model, not a curated record. Gene Ontology annotation, cellular component: U2-type catalytic step 1 spliceosome. The transcript has 7 exons.